AUGGCUAUCAUUGGGGGAUUGGAUUUUGUCACAUCAUCUUAUAUAGCUGAAAUUAUAGGAUUCUUCAAGAUUCCACAACUGACCUAUGGUUCAUUAGCCCAAGAGGAAUUUCAGACCAGUAAGCUCUCUUCACUUUAUUUCAUGGUUCCCAAAGAAGACCAUCAGUACAUCGGGAUCAUCCAACUGCUUCGCCAUUUCAGGUGGACGUGGAUUGGGAUAUUUUCCUUUGAUAAUAACAAUGGAGAAAAAUUCUUACAGAAAAUGCAGCCCUUACUUUCAGAGAAUGGAAUCUGCUCAGCGUUUAUAGAAAGGCUUCCUCAACAAAUCCACUUGGAAAGAUUAGUAGAAUUUUAUCAAAUAAUGACACUUAUGUCUAUUAAUAUGAUGAAUAGGAAAGCCAAUGUGUUUCUUGUCUAUGGAGAAUCCUGGUCAAUUAUAUCGCUAAGAUUGAUAUUAUUUGUGGUAGAUCCUGAAAGCAAGGAAACUGCUUUAUUUGGAAAGGUGUGGAUCAUGACUGCACAAAUUGAUUUUGUAUUACCAGGCACUCAUAUCAGAUGGGAUCUGAAGAUGUUCAAUGGGGCCAUUUCGUUCACUGUUCACUCAACAGCAGUUGUAGGUUUCAAGGAAUUUCUUCAGACCAUUAAUCCUCUUUCAGACUACAGAGAUGGGUUUCAACAAGAUGUUUGGGAACAAGCAUUUGAUUGUUCUUUUCCAAAGCCAGAGUUACAAGAAAUGGAAAAUACUCGCUGCACUGUGGAGAUGAAGCUGGAGGAUCUUCCUGAGCCUGUAUCCUUUCAGAGAGUUAAAGUUGGAAAGCUGGAUCUAGAGGCUCCAAAAGGGAAGGAAUUAUGGAUUGAUGAAGAUACGAUUGUCUGGAAUCCAGCUUUUCACCAGGUUCUUCCAUUUUCUCGAUGCAAUGAUCCUUGUUUCCCUGGAUCCUGGAAGAAGGGGAUUGAGGGGGAUCAGUUCUGCUGCUAUGACUGUGUUCCCUGCCCAGAAGGGAAGAUUUCAAAUCAAAAUGAUAUGGACGACUGUUUUGAAUGUUCAGAAGAUCAUUAUCCAAAUAAAGAAAAGAAAGGAUGUAUCCUGAAAACGGUGGUGUUUCUAACCUUUGAAGAAAACUUAGGAAUCAGUUUAGUCUCAGCAGCUCUUUGUUUCUCCUUCUUGACAUUUUGGGUACUUGGAACUUUUAUUAAGUAUAGGGAUACUCCCAUUGUCAAAGCCAACAACCGGUCCCUCACCUACACUCUCCUUGUCUCUCUUCUGCUCUGUUUUCUCUCCUCUUUCUUCUUCCUCAGCCAACCUGGCAAAGUGACCUGCCUUCUCCGACAAUCAAUGUUUGGCAUCACUUUCUCAGUAGCCAUUUCUAGUGUACUGGCCAAAACCAUCACUGUGGUUGUGGCUUUCAUAGCCACUAAACCAGGAUCUCAAAUGAGGAGAUGGGUGCGGAAAAGAUUGGCCUUUUCCAUUGUCCUCUCAUGCUCUCUCUUACAAGUAUGCAUUUGUAUCCUUUGGCUGUCAACAUUUCCCCCAUUUCCUGAGUUGGACAUGCAUUCAGAGCUCCAUGAAAUGAUUUUACAUUGCAAUGAGGGCUCAGCUUCCUUUUUCUAUUGUGUCUUGUGCUACAUGGGUAUCUUGGCCGUAGCCAGCUUUAUUGUGGCUUUCUUUGCCCGUAAAUUACCUGACAGCUUUAACGAAGCAAAGUUCAUCACCUUCAGCAUGUUGGCCUUCUGCAGUGUGUGGAUCUCCUUCUUUCCAGCCUAUCUGAGCACAAAAGGAAAAGCCAUGGUAGCUGUGGAGGUCUUCUCCAUCUUGGCCUCCAGCGCUGCAUUACUGGGAUGCAUAUUCCUGCCAAAAUGCUACAUCAUUGUUUUGCGUCCUGAUCUCAACCACAAGGAGCAACUCAUAAAGAGGAAUUAA
Messenger RNA from Pantherophis guttatus, 1920 nucleotides. RefSeq names its product vomeronasal type-2 receptor 26-like. The record is from RefSeq and is a predicted model, not a curated record. Gene Ontology annotation, molecular function: G protein-coupled receptor activity. Gene Ontology annotation, biological process: G protein-coupled receptor signaling pathway. Lineage: Eukaryota; Metazoa; Chordata; Lepidosauria; Squamata; Colubridae. Gene Ontology annotation, cellular component: plasma membrane.